UCCUCCUCGGUACUUCAGGGUAAUGGCUGCUAGGUGAGAUGAGCGGAUCGGCCGCAUCCUUUGAGUGUGAGGCGCUUCCAUUGAGAGGACCGUUAACUCGGGCGGUGCCGAGUUAAAAUGGUCGAUAUCCGACCCGAAAAGCAUCCCGAAACCGUUGUACAUAUUGCGAACAUCGUCCUUCUAUUGAUUUUGUUUUCUACAUUCCUGAGUGAGCAGCAGAGAGGAACACACGUAGAUGAGGGGAGGAAGACAGUCAACAAACAAACUGACUUGUAUUUGGCAGUGAGGUAGUGUCUGGUUUUAUUGACUGUCCUACCUCACUGAUCCACCCUGUACAAACACAAAAACACUGGGGAAGCAACAAGGCAACACUUUGAAUGUUUUGCAGUGCAUCCACUUUUAACAUCCCGUCUUAGUGGUCAGUUCUGCCUGCCGUUCAGAGUUUAAGCUGAGGCCAUGGCAGUGAAGGACCGUGUCGAGGCGGUGCUCAAUGUGGGUCUGCGUGUUCCCAGCAUCAUGCUGCUGGAUGUCUUGUACCGCUGGGAUGUCAGCUCCUUCUUCCAGAAGAUCCAGCGCUCCAGCCUCUCCAACAACCCCCUGUUCCAGUACAAAUACCUGGCACUCUACCUGCACUACGUAGGUUACAUCCUGAGCUUGGUGCUCCUGACUCUGCCUCGUCAGCACCUGGUUAAACUCUAUCUGUACGUCCUUACGGCCCUGCUGCUGUUUGCUGGUCACCAAGUCUCAAGGGAUUAUGUCCGCAGCGAACUGGAGUCUGGCCAUGAAGGACCUGUCUACCUUGAACCUCUCUCCAUGAACAGAUUCACCACUGCGCUCAUAGGUCAGCUGGUGGUGUGUACGCUAUGUUCCUGUGUGAUGCAGACCAAGAGGAUUUGGCUCUUCUCUGCUCACCUCCUCCCUCUGGUGGCCAGACUGUGUCUGGUCCCACUGGAGACCAUCGUCUUCAUCAAUAAGUUCUCCAUGAUCUUCACAGGCCUUGAGGUCAUUUACUUCCUGGCUUCUAACUUGUUGGUACCAUACAACCUGGCCAAAACUGCCUACAGGGAGCUGGCUCAGGUGGUGGAAGUGUACGGGCUGCUAGCUUUGGGUAUGUCUCUGUGGAACCAGCUGGUCCUCCCAGUUCUCUUCAUGUGUUUCUGGCUACUGCUGUUCGCAUUGCAGAUCUACUCCUACUUCAGCACCAGAGACCAGCCUACCUCAAGGGAGAGGCUUCUUUUCCUUUUUCUUACCAGUAUUGCAGAAUGUUGCAGUACCCCGUACUCCCUGCUGGGUCUGGUUUUCACUGUAUCCUUCAUUGCUUUGGGAGUUCUCACACUCUGCAAGUUCUACCUGCAAGGUUAUAGAGCCUUUAUGAAUGACAACACCAUGCACAGGGGGAUGACAGAAGGCAUCACCCUGCUGAUCCUCGCUGUUCAGACCGGCCUCAUCGAGCUUCAGGUCAUCCACCGAGCCUUCCUCCUCUCCAUCAUCCUCUUCAUCGUUGUUGCUUCCAUCCUGCAGUCCAUGCUGGAGAUAGCUGACCCCAUAGUCCUGGCCCUGGGAGCAUCCAGAGACAAGAGUUUGUGGAAGCACUUCAGAGCUGUGUCUCUGUGUCUUUUCCUGCUGAUCUUUCCAGCCUACAUGGCCUAUAUGAUCUGUCAGUUCUUCCAUAUGGACUUCUGGCUACUCAUCAUCAUCUCCUCCUCCAUCCUCACGUCACUGCAGGUCCUUGGCACUCUGCUGAUCUACGUUCUCUUCAUGGUGGAGGAGUUUCGAAAGGCUCCAGUGGAGAACAUGGAUGAAGUUAUCUACUGUGUCAACGGGACCUACAGAUUGCUGGAGUUCCUGGUUGCAGUGUGCGUGGUGUGCUACGGCGUGUCAGAGACAGUAUUUGGGGAGUGGAGUGUGAUGGGCAGCACCAUCAUCCUGGUCCAUUCGUACUAUAAUGUCUGGCUCCGAGCCCAGCUGGGCUGGCAGAGCUUCCUGCUCAGGAGAGAUGCUGUAAACAAGAUCAAAAGCCUCCCCACGGCCAGCAACACACAGCUGGAGCAGUAUAACGACAUCUGUGCUAUCUGCUACCAGGACAUGAAUAGUGCUGUGAUCACUCCGUGCAGUCAUUUCUUCCACGCUGGCUGUCUGAAGAAAUGGCUUUAUGUCCAGGAGACAUGUCCCCUCUGUCACUCGCAACUCAAGAGCCAAUCACCAACCACCACUGCCCCCAACCAAGACGUACCUGCAGCCAAUCAGAACCCUGCAGGGCAGGAAGAAGCCGCAUCCAAUGAGAAGCAGGAAGAUGACACUUCUCCAGACGAUGGGAAGAAGAAGGAAACGGGAAAGCAGGAGGGAGAUGAUGGACCUGCCGUGUUAGCUGGAGAAACCUCCUCCUCGUCCUCUGAUGUGCCCUCGACUCCUCAGCACUGGGCCAAGACUCCAGCAGCCUCAUCGUCUUUUUCUUCGUUGUCUUCUUCCCCACUUGUGACUGAAUCUCAGAGCCAGUCGCUCACAGAUCAUCCCUCUUCGUCUUCCUUCUCUUCCUCUAACACAUCGGACACGCACCCCUCUCCUUUAUCUCUCUCCCACCCUUCCUCCUCGUCACAGCCAAUGGUCCAGGCAGAGGUGACCCCUGCUGAACCUGAGCCCGCCCCUAAGGAAAACCCCGGCUUCCUACUGGACAGCCCGACGGCAUCCAUUGGUCCAUCACAGUUUGACCAGCCCACUUCCCAUUCUGAGGAACAGUCGCCUCUUCCUUGCAGCCUCUGAGCCCCAUCGUAACACACACGUCAUACGUGCAUGCACACAUAAACACACAAUCUAAAUACUCCAUCUGCCAAUAUCCUGCAUAUAUUCUACUUGUCCAGCGGUUGGCUAUCCCAUCAUGUCUGAAAUUUAGCUCUUAACCUCUCCAUAUCCACUUUGAGAGGAAAAAAUCCAAAACAAUCUCUAAGCAGAUAUUCACCACUCAGUUGUUUGGAACAGUUCAUCUCAAAAUCUUUCCACGUUGAGUUGAACUUUCACGCCAGCAAUGAUUUCAUUUUCCAUUCAGCACCAAAAGGGGAAAGCAGUAAUCUCAUCUCAAAAAUUAUGAGUGGUUCUAUGUCAUGUUGACAAAAUGUGAAAUCCUGAAUGAAACUGGAGUACCGCAUCACUCCAAGCUUGUUAUAUCGAUAUCAGAGCUGUGAUGACAUUUCUAAAAUCAUGCUUAUGUCCGUCUCAUUUCAUGUGAUGGUUGCUCCCAUCAUGCCUUUGUUUGUGCAGCUUCACUCUCCCAGCUGUACAUCCCAUAGUAUUUAGGUUCUCUCUAUCGUCCUGUAUGUGCCAUGAUCUAAUGAGGAAUGGAGCGGAGGUUUAUGGUUGCAUUUUAAAUGGCGACAAAGACGUAACAUUUCAUAUAGUCUACAGAUUUCUCCAUUGGUUUUGAUAACGAUUUUCACUGUUGGAUGACAGUAGUUACGUGUAUUGAUGAGCAUUAACAGAGUCUGAAUGUUGUUUCUUGAGGCCAUCACAUGACCUGAAGCCUGGUGCUAAGCAGAGGAUACAUGGUGUGGUCUAUUUAAGUGUUACAGUGUGAACAAAUCAAAGGGUUCACAUGAAAGAUCUCAUUCAUUUCACGUGUCAAGCUUUCUCUGUUGAAGUGCUUCAAUAUUUGAAUCAAAUUUGUUUGGCUGGUCCCAGCAAAAACAAUUCUACUUCUCAUCGCCAAACUUUUGUAUUACUGUUAAAGAGAUGUUAUUUUUAAGAUAAUUUUUACAUUACUGCUUUAUCGGACAGCCCGCAGACAGAUUGAAAACUCGGGAGAGGCAGACAGAGGAGGGAGAUAUGCAACAGAGGCCACAGUUUGUGUUUGAACCUUCAGCGUCGUGAGAAUGUGGAGUGUAAAUUAGCCCGCAGUGCCGGCAAGGAGCCCAAACUUUGUUUUCGUUGGCUUCACUUCAUUUGUGGUACUCAUCCGCACUCAUCUUCCCGAGCUCAGCUGACUUUACGAAAACAUUCAGCCAGUCACAUUUAACUCAUCCAUCCCGAGUUUUGCUAUCGAGCCAGCGACUUUUGAGACUCUUCCAUAGCAGGAGCCAGUCACCUCGCUCCAUCCAGCUCCUUUAUAAACCAAUCACAUCAAAGCGCCCUGUGUUUUCUAAGACCAUCAUUAUCCUCCUGCUGCUCAGUCACUUCACUCCAUGAAAUGUUACUACCAGCAAAUUGAGCCGUUUGAUGGGAAAGAUUUUUUUUUCCACACACGCUAGCACACACUCACUCUCAGUCUCAGUCUGCUCAUGUGCUUUGGCAAAUUUUGUCCGACUGGGAGAAGCGUGCGUGUUGAAGAUUGUGAGUGUUUAUAGCAAGACUAAAACUUGAGAAUGCGGAGUUCUGAUGCACGCUUAUAUGUAGAGCUUGCACGCUGCCACUGUUACCAUAGCAUUUAUUUGUUUGUCUCCAGUGUGCUCUAACCUUGCUACCAUUUUUUUUUUUUUCUGACAUUUUUCUUUUUUGGGGAGGGGCGGGGGGGUGGGGGGGUUGCAUUUGCACUAAUGUCAUUUAUACUAGCAAAGCUCCAAAGCUGUUCUGUGGCUGUCAGCAACCAAAUACCCUCUGAUGUGUUUGUGUACGAGGAAACAGCCCAAUCUGUUUGUGUGUAAUGUAUAUAAAUGUUGCUCUGUAUGGCAUCUAUAUUAAACCAGAGGAGUGUUGAUAUAUAAAUAAGAUCAGGGCUCGGUUUCGCCACAGCUUCCCAGUGCUUCGAUUGUUCUUUGUUUCUUUACAUGCCCUUGAACAAAGGCAAAGAUUUGGCUGAGAAGCUUUCAGGGGAAACCAAGCCCUCUGAUCUGUGAGACCAGCCAGUGUUACUGCUUCUCCAGUCUGUAUGACGCGUCCUCAAGCUGGUGUGAUCACUCUGGUGCCCUCUAACUGUUAGGAGUGGGAUCAGCAUGGCGCAGACGGAGCGGAGAUGCACUAGUUAACCUUCAACAGUAUUACUUACUACCACUAUUACUAAAGGUCUUAUUACUAUGAAUGACUUAAAUGUUGACAUUGGAAAGCGUUGGCCACGGGGCUGAGAAUGAAUACAUAAUCCAUGUAGGAUCAAACCGGGCCAACGCUUGUUUAACUGUGUUCUUUUCUUUUUGUUUUUUUUUAAGAGAUGAAAUGUAGAGUUUGAUGUAUUUUGCACAUGUUCCUCUGAAAGGUGAACAUAAGGACUUUCUGUAUUCUCGAGCAACUCAUUCUCAUUUUAUUAUCAGCUCCAUUCCUUCAGACUGAUGAAAUGGUUACAAAGAUUUACACAGCCUCAUACACACUUGAGUUUUUCUUUCUUUUUCUUACUGUGGAGCAUUUGAGCUGUGUCAAGCAGAGCGAUCACCUGCACGAUACAGCGUCACACGCUACACAAGAUGAGACCUGUCAUUGGCAACUGUAUGUGAAUUUGCAUUAGAGUAUUAAGUGAUAAAGAGAAGCCUGUCAGCUGUUGAUUGCAGAUGUUUCUGCUCAGUUUAUACUCCAUGUUGGAGACAUUGCAGUUGUUGCGUUCACUCUCCAGGCUAUGAACUGUGACAUCAUCUUAUUUCAAUAUUUCAUAUCUGACUGGACAACCUAUUUAUCUGUAGAAAGCUUAUGGACGUUACAUAUUUUAAAACUAGGCUUUUCAAUAUUUAAAUGAAUUAUUUGCAUUCCAGUGCAUCUCUGAGAUUUCAGCUGUGGAAUUGACUUCAUGUAAAAUGCACCAGUGACUGUUUAGGCAAGUUGUCUCUGAGCUAUUGUGCCAGACAAAUUCUUAAACCCGUCACUGCAACAUUAAUGUUCACCUAAAGGCUGUGAAGAUUGACAACUGUACAUUUUCAAUCAAUCCAUGUCAGUUAACACAAAUAUAUUAUUGCUCUUCGUUGGCUUGCUGGUGAAAUAACACAAAAACAAGCCAAUGUGGCCUAAAUAUUCCAGUAUUUAAUGUGCAUUAAUGUAAAAUUGGUGUUAUAGAAUUCAAUAGUGUAACUAGGAGGAACAUGAAUACCUGUUGAAGUCAGUCUCUCACCUGGAAUCUAGAUGUUUCUGAGGCUCAAUUAAUCACAAUACUUUGCAAAAUCAUUCUAACGCUUAAAAUGUAAGCAAAUAUUUAAAUGGAUCUCUAGCUGCCACAGCGCUCUCUGACCACAUUUCUCUCCUGAAUGCCCCUUUAAUGAGCAUUAGGAGAAGACCAGCUCUGCUGUCCCGUACUGUUGCCUCUGACUGACAGAUGUUAGUCGAUCAUGUUCCUGACAGAGUUUUGACUCAUUCUUCUUUUUCUGUCUGACAAAUUUUUCCACACUCACAUUUAGGACCUGCUCUGUAAAACCUGACUCUGAAUGCCAGUUGUGUUCUGUUAACUUCACGAUUGGUUUAGGACUUUCUGCCUGGCAUUGCCUUGGUUAUUUUACAAAAAUUGAAUGUCAGAAAUAAAAUGAACCAUCCACUCUGGACUCAGUCAUCAUUUUAUU
Messenger RNA from Epinephelus fuscoguttatus (brown-marbled grouper), 6458 nucleotides. Its product is annotated as RING finger protein 145-like. Bases 457 to 2760 code for a protein of 767 amino acids. Gene Ontology annotation, molecular function: ubiquitin protein ligase activity; zinc ion binding. The transcript is spliced from 13 exons. The record is from RefSeq and is a predicted model, not a curated record. Gene Ontology annotation, cellular component: endomembrane system; endoplasmic reticulum. NCBI's taxonomy places the organism in Eukaryota, Metazoa, Chordata, Actinopteri, Perciformes, Serranidae.